AUAAACUCACUUUUUAAGAUUAGUGUAAUAUUGUUAGUGCCUUUAAUUGAAACUAUUGGAAGAACAUGCGGAAGUGCGUGUAUUGUAAUAUAAAAAAUGUAAAAGGUGAAGAGUUAUCUUUUGUUAGAUUUCCAACAGACGAGAAGAUACUUCAACUCUGGAUCCAAAAUAUGAACUAUGAAUCAAAUUGGAAGCCGUUGAAAAAUCAUUACUUGUGUUCCCAGCACUUUUCAAGUGAUUGUUUUGAUUUUCGAGAUAAACUCUACCGAUUACGAAAAGGCAGCAUUCCAACAAAUUUUGAUCGAAGUAAAGAAAAUGUUGUUUUAGUUAGCAAUUACCGUCAAAUAUUAGACGACAAAAAACAUGUCUGUGAUCCUCUAACUAAAAGACUGAAUGUUACAAGCAGCAUUUCAAAUAGCCAAGAAUCUUAUAACUGCAUAGCGGAAACCAUGUCAAAAGUCAAUACAGAGACAGUACCUAUGCGCGUAAUCGACCAUGAUCAUUCAUAUGGAGAAACUCAAGAAAAAUUGAAAAAAGAUCUGAUGUUAGCAAUGGCCAAAAUUGACCAGCUCACUGCUAAGAAUCGUACUUUGCUUAAAAAGGAUAAGCGCAAUAAACAAAGAAUAGCUUCGAUGAUUCAAGUUAUAAAUCAGUUAUCAAAGAAGAAUGUUUCUUGUUCUUGAAAUUAUUUAAAUCUAAGCUUGUUGUACUUUUUGAUAAGAUUUUAUAUUAGAAGUUUUAAGACCGUAGAACGGUACGAAGAGAAACCCUGGACGAUUUUACGCUCAAGCAAGAGUCAGAAUUAUUUUACUAGUUACAUUGAAAUUAAAUAUUUUCAUGUUACAAACUUGUACUUUGUUUUAGUUAAUUAUUUUAUGACUAAUACAUGUAUAAAAAUUGUUAUUUUAAUUUUAACUACUACUUUUUUCUUCCAAUCAUUUGAUCCUGAAAGGGUAUCUUAAAUAAAAUUUUUCCUUGAGUAAA
Messenger RNA from Cotesia glomerata, 984 nucleotides. RefSeq names its product THAP domain-containing protein 2-like. The transcript is spliced from 4 exons. Bases 66 to 683 code for a protein of 205 amino acids. The record is from RefSeq and is a predicted model, not a curated record. NCBI's taxonomy places the organism in Eukaryota, Metazoa, Arthropoda, Insecta, Hymenoptera, Braconidae.